This is a messenger RNA of Diorhabda carinulata, 1669 nucleotides long. RefSeq lists its product as uncharacterized. The coding region runs from base 268 to 1593 and encodes 441 amino acids. NCBI's taxonomy places the organism in Eukaryota, Metazoa, Arthropoda, Insecta, Coleoptera, Chrysomelidae. The transcript has 3 exons. The record is from RefSeq and is a predicted model, not a curated record.
UUCUAAGUAUAACGUAAGAUUAAACUCAAAUUUACAGAAGCAAUGAUUUAAUUUUUAUGUUAAAAUCUUUGUAAAUCAGUUCAAUCGAGUUGUGUCAUUUUAAAUAAUAUAUUUGACUCAAAGGCUCAUCUGAAAAUAAUUUAAUUAGUACCAACACUUUUAAUAGACUAUGUCGUUUAAUUAACGAUAUUCCGCGAAAUUGUUGAUUAUACAUUCAUUUUUCGUACUUUACUGUUUUCGACGUGCAACUAUUUUAUAUAUAUAAAAAUGGUGAGAAUAUCAAUAACUCAAAUCUAUCCGAUUAUUCUUGUUCUAAUUCCGUUAGUGUCUACACAAACAACAAUUGCAACGAAUCAAGUAACAGAAAAUAUUAUAGUAUCGACAUUGCCGGAAGAAACUUUCGAGUAUAUAAUAAAAUUAGUGUUUGGUUUAGAAAAUGAAAAAGUUCCGAGUUAUUUGGUAAAUUGGAUAUACGAAAAUUCUAACGACGUUACCCCUAACGAUAUAAUAUCUCUUUAUUCGAUUAAUAACUGGAAUUUAUCAACAACUACAAGGGUAUUAGAAGAAUUAGGUUAUAAUCCUCAUCAUUUUUUCAGCGUGGAUGGCUUAGAAAACAUUCUGAUGGAAUUAAAAUUGGAUUUUAAGAAUUUCUACGAUACGAUAUUUUUUAGAAAACUUGGUGUUUCCGGUAUACAAUUGAGAAAUUUUUUAAAAAAUCUUGAUAUAAACACAAACGAUUUUUCAAACGCCAUGACGUAUGGAGAAGGAGAUCCUUUGGAAAUAUUUAAAAAAGGAAAUUUUUCGGAAGAAAAUUUUCAAAACGGUUUACAAGACAUGGAUAAAAGUAAAGAAGAACUUUUCGAGGCUUGUAAAGAGGAGAUUCUUCUAAGCGUUAGUACGAAAACUACAAAUGAAAUAAUAACGGUAUUAAAUAAGUACGGUUUUAAUAAGGAAAAAGCACUUAAACUGUGGAAUUUUACGAAUAUAAAUAUAGAAGACGUUAACAACAUCGUAGUAUUUUCUGAUCUUCUCGAUGAAUUUAAGUUCAAUUUAGACAACAUAACGUACUUGGGUAUUUUUAUCAACAAAUCCAUAGCUAUCAAUCAAAUCGUAUUAGAAAAUAUCAAAAACAAUAUGCGUUUAUGUAAAUUAUUCGCUCAAAAAUUAAGCGAUUAUAAUGCUACGGUAGAAAUAAUGAAUAUGCCAAAAUCUUACAAUCAACAAAUAGUCACAUUACCCGUAGUAAACAGGGAUAAUUUUACAACAAACCCCGCCGAAAUAAGCGCGACAAUAACAGACCUGCAUAACUGUACAUUUAUAACUGUUGAAAACGACGCUCCUAUUUAUCAAAAAGUGCAAAAUAUUGUUAUUAACGAUUUAAAUUUACAAGUUAAUUUGGAUUUAUUAAACAUUAGUAAAUUAGUAUUGGGUAGCCCUUUAAUUUGCGAUAAUAAAGUGUACGGUUUGGCUAAAAACGUCGAAGACGGAAACGUUGUUUUUGAUACAUUCGUAGUAGAACCAUCAAGUGGAUCAUCUUCUACGAUCAGUAUACUUUUAUUUUUAAUUUGUGGUGCAAUUUAUGCUGUUGCUUAAUUAUGUACUAUUUUAUUUAUAGUAAAUGUUAGUCUAGUUGUAAAUAUUAAAAUAAAUUAUUAAACGACUUACAAUU